Messenger RNA from Leptosomus discolor (cuckoo roller), 3037 nucleotides. The record is from RefSeq and is a predicted model, not a curated record. Lineage: Eukaryota; Metazoa; Chordata; Aves; Leptosomiformes; Leptosomidae.
CUUUUCAUUACAGGUGCAAUUCCUAAAAGGUAUAACCUGCUUAGCAAGGGAGCAAGAGAACCUGCUUGACUCAGAGAACAGAGUGUUCUGGCAGUCCUUGCAUGGUAGAGAAGACCCGCGAGUGGACGGCGCAGUGCUGUUUACCCUGAAGAAGCAAGUGUGUGUGCUGGAAACCGCUGACCUCUCAAAUGGAUCGCAUGGAGCUGCAAAAAGUCAACAUCGAACUUGAUGAUCAGAGCAACAGCGGGGAAAGCCUUGAAGACAACUACACGGAGCUGGUUGAUUCAGAAAAGGCUGCAAUUAGGAGUCCAUUUGUUAGUGAUGAUGCAGAAAGUCAGAAGUUCCUUACAAAUGGAUAUUUGGAUAAAAAGAAAUUGGAAGAAUAUAAUGAAGAAUAUCACAGGGGCAGAGCUUCCUUUGGAAUGUCCUCGUUCAACCUCAGCAAUGCCAUUAUGGGCAGUGGCAUCUUAGGGCUCUCCUAUGCAAUGGCCAACACAGGAAUUAUCAUUUUCAUAGUUUUGCUGCUCAGCGUAGCAAUACUGUCGCUCUACUCAGUCCACCUCUUGCUGAAGAUAUCAAAAGAAGGAGGAUCACUAAUAUAUGAAAAAUUGGGAGAAAAGGCAUUUGGCUGGCCUGGGAAGUGUGGUGUUUUCAUUUCAGUUACAAUGCAGAACAUUGGAGCAAUGUCAAGCUACCUCUUUAUUAUAAAAUAUGAACUUCCUGAAGUGAUCAGAGCAUUUAUGAAACUUGAGGAGAGUUCUGGAGAAUGGUACCUAAAUGGGAAUUACCUUGUCAUACUUGUAACUGUUGGGGUUAUUCUUCCCCUCUCCCUUCUAAAGAGCUUAGGUUAUCUUGGUUAUACGAGUGGUUUUUCGCUGACCUGUAUGGUUUUCUUUGUCAGUGUGGUAAUCUUCAAGAAAUCCCAAAUAGCCUGUCCUCUCCCCAUCAUGGACCACGGGGUUGAAAACUGGACCACCAUCAACAACACAGUGCCAAUGCACCUGGUCACGUUACCGAAUGAGUCUCUCAGCUUUGGUGUGAAUUUCAUGAUGGACAACACAGCUGGGCACUUGCCAGGUCUUGAGGAGCCAAAAGAUACCUCCCCCAAAAGUGGUGUAGAAUAUGAAGCACACAGCGACAGUAGUGACUUGUGUCAGCCAAAAUACUUUGUGUUCAACUCACGGACUGCCUAUGCAAUACCCAUCCUGGCAUUUGCAUUCGUAUGCCACCCUGAGGUGCUACCAAUAUACAGUGAACUGAAAGAUCGCUCCCGAAAGCGGAUGCAGAAUGUCUCAAAUAUCUCCAUCACCGGCAUGCUUAUCAUGUAUCUUCUGGCUGCCCUCUUUGGUUACCUUACGUUCUACGGAGAGGUUGAAGAUGAACUACUUCAUACGUACACCAGAGUGUACACCUUUGACACCCUCUUGCUGACAGUUCGCCUGGCAGUGCUCAUGGCUGUAACCCUGACCGUGCCCCUUGUCCUUUUCCCCAUCCGUUCAUCUAUCAGUGCAUUGCUGUUUCCCAAAAGGCCAUUCAGCUGGAUAAGACAUUUCCUGAUUGCAGCAGUAAUUCUUGCUUUUAAUAACCUGCUUGUAAUUUUCGUCCCAACUAUUAAAGACAUCUUUGGAUUUAUUGGUGCCUCUUCUGCUACAAUGCUGAUUUUCAUCCUUCCUGCUGCCUUCUACCUGCGGCUCGUUGAGAAGGAGCCCCUGAGGUCUCCCCAGAAGAUCGGGGCUCUAAUUUUUCUCAUACUUGGAGUAAUCUUCAUGAUUGUGAGUAUGACUCUUAUUGUAAUGGACUGGAUUUACAAUCCCCCAAGUUCCAGACAUCACUAACCUGUGAAGACAACUGAGUGCUUUUUAUACCAUAAAUAUUUGUAUUGUGUGCUCCAAAGGACACCUAAAAAGGACUGUUAUUCCUAGCUAGUAACUGCAGUAUUUUGAAGGCGGUUUCUGGUAAGGUCACUAGAACCAAAUGGAGUCUACGUCAUCCUUUUCACUAAGGAUCAUUAUUUAUGCAUUAGAAACCUGAGCUUAGCCUUUCUGGCCAGGUGAAAUGAAAUGUGUGGUGUGGGUGCUUUCUAUUUUCAAAACCAAAAUAACUGUGUACAUAGUCCUCAAAAAUAGCUUGGUGUCACCCUUUUCAACCUCUCCCAUCAUGCUAAUAACCACAGUUGCUAGAGCCCUGGAAAGGUAAUGGCCAGAAAACCAGCUAGUGCCUUGUUUUCUAUCUGAAGCUCAUGGGAGCAGCUGCCCAGCUCCAAGAGAAGGGGUACAGUUUCUGUAGGGGAUCUGAAAGGUGACUGCUCCCUACCAACCUCUCUGUCAGAAAGAUGAUGGCUUUGAAAGCCAGUGGAAAAAGCUGAGCAUCAGAUUUUUGCCCAAAUUCAUCGCCCUUGGCAGGUGACUGUUGUCAUACAGAGUAAAGCUCUCCGGCACAGGCCCUGUGCUGGGGUGUGGGCUUGAAGAACCAUUGAGCAUUUGCGUUUUGUUGUUAAAGAUGCUUGUGCUGGAAAUGUCAGGCAUUUCUGCUGUGGGUUUUUUUUGUUGUCUUUACUUUUUUAAUUCUUGUGUGAGCUUGCAUCACUGAACAAGUUGUAUCCUCCAUAGAAACUUGUCUUCCAUUCUCAUGGGAAUUUAAGGAGACCACAAGGUGUGGCAAAGCACCCUAUCCAGUAUUGUUCAGUAGUUGUGUAUUUGAUAAAUGUUCCGUGCAGAAAUCUGCAAUUUGCUAUAUAUAAAAAUAUAUGUAUUUAUGUACAUAAUUUUUUGUUUUCCUCUAGUUAUAAAAAUGUUAUCCUGUGGUAAAUGAUUUCUGAAAUUUUUUUUUAUGUGUCACUCUGUUUUCAUAGCCACACACUUAAUAUUGUUUUGAAGAAAACAUAUUGGAUUGGUGGGUUUGUAAAAGGUUCAUUUUUAUUCAGCAGUGUUUGAAAUAUACCUGUAGCAAGGCCUAACUGUUACCUAGAAACACAUUCGGCUGUUUACUACUUAUGUUACAAUAAAUUGCAAGAUGUUUUCCUCUUGAGAAUUUUUAA